Messenger RNA from Cyprinus carpio (common carp), 3582 nucleotides. Its product is annotated as NLR family CARD domain-containing protein 3-like. The record is from RefSeq and is a predicted model, not a curated record. NCBI's taxonomy places the organism in Eukaryota, Metazoa, Chordata, Actinopteri, Cypriniformes, Cyprinidae. Gene Ontology annotation, molecular function: protein binding.
AGAUCCAUGAAGCCAGUGACCUCUGACCCCAGCAUCACAAGGAGGAAGAGACAGAGAUCUCCAGAACCCAGCAGUGUGUCUGUGAAGAGUAACAGGUCCAUGAAAAAAAACCCUGUAUUCAGUGAUUCAGCAAUGACCUCUGACUCUCUGGGCAAAAUGCAUGACACAGAUGCAAUCAGCUCAUCUUCUACAUCCCACUCUCAGACCCACAUCAGAGAUGAAAGAGAGAAAGAUAAAGAACUGGAGAUUGGGGAUUUGGAGUUGGUGAGGGUCAAGCACAAAACCAGCAUGAAGAACAAGUAUGAGAGAUUGUUUGAGGGAAACAAAUUCCAAGAGAAUGAAAGUCUCCUGAACAGGAUCUACACACAGCUCUACAUCAUAGAGGGAGAGAGUGAAGGAGUGAAUGAAGAACAUGAGUUUCUACAGAUGGAGAAAACAGCCAGAACACAACACUCACAAGACACUCCAAUCUACUGCAAUGACAUCUUUAAAGCCUCAUCUGAACCAGGAUGUGAGGAGAAAGAGCAGAUCAAGACUGUUCUUACUAAAGGCAUCGCUGGAAUCGGAAAAACCGUCUCUGUGCAGAAGUUCGUUCUGGACUGGGCCGAGGGAAAAGCCAAUCAGGAUGUAGAUUUCAUGUUUGUGCUUCCAUUUCGAGAGCUGAACUUGAUCCGAGAUCAUCAGUACAGUCUUCACAGACUUCUGCUGGACUUUCAUCCUGAUCUUCAAGAUCUGGACUCACAGAUUUAUGAGGAGUGUAAAGUUGUGUUCAUCUUUGAUGGUCUGGAUGAAAGCAGAAUCACACUGAUGUUUUCAGAUGAUCAGAAAGUUUGUGAUGUGACGGAGACUUCAUCAGUGGCUGUGUUGAUGUCAAACCUCAUGAAAGGAGAGCUGCUUCCCUCUGCUUGCAUCUGGAUCACCUCCAGACCAGCAGCAGCCAAUCAGAUCCCCUCCAAAUACAUCAACCGUUUGACAGAAAUUCAGGGAUUCACUGAGCCUCAGAAGGAGGAAUAUUUCAGGAAGAGAAUCAGUGACCAGCUUCAAGCCAGCAGAAUCAUCUCACACAUCAUAUGAGCAAGAAGCCUCCACAUCAUGUGUCACAUCCCCGUCUUCUGCUGGAUCUCAUCCACUGUGCUUCAGAAGCUCCUGGAAGAAGAUCUGAGUGCAGAAAUCCCUCAAACUCUGACUGAAAUGUACAUCCACUUCCUGCUGAUUCAGAUCAACAUGAGGAAGCAGAAGUAUGAAGAGAGAGAUCCAGAGAAAAUCCUGCAGUCCAACAGAGAAGUGAUUGUGAAACUUGCUGAAGUGGCUUUCAAACAGCUGAUGAAGGGCAAUGUGAUGUUCUAUGAGGAGGACCUGAUUGAGAGCAGCAUAGACAUCACUGUUGCUUCAGUGUAUUCUGGGAUUUGCACUGAGAUCUUUAAGGAGGAAUCUGUGAUUCAUCAGAGGAAAGUCUACAGCUUCAUUCAUCUGAGCGUUCAGGAGUUUCUUGCUGCUUUCUAUGUGUUUUACUGCCAUGCAACCAGCAAUACAGAAGCAUUAUUAGAUUCACUGCAUAAUUUACAUAAAAGAGCAGUAGAUAAAGCCCUUGAAAAUGAGAAUGGACAGCUGGAUCUGUUCCUGCGGUUCCUGCUGGGCAUCUCACUGGAGUCCAAUCAGAGCAAUACAGAAGAUCUACUCACACACACAGAGAACAGCUCAGAGAGCAUCAGGAGAACCACAAAGUACAUUAAAGAGAAGAUCAAAUAUGGACAUGGACUCUCCACUGAAAGAUCCAUCAAUCUGUACCUCUGUCUGCUGGAAGUGAAAGAUCAGACUCUGUCCAGAGAGAUUCAGUUGUUUGUGAAAUCAGACAAACACUCAGAGAAGAAACUCUCUCCUGCUCACUGCUCAACAAUCUUCUACAUUCUUCAGAUGUUAGAAGAGCCGCUGGAUGAGCUGGACCUCAAGAAAUACAACACAUCAGAUGAGGUCAGAAGAAGACUGAUACCAGCUGUGAUCAACUGCAGAAAAGCCCUUAUUGCUGGCUGUAACGUGACUUCUCAGGAUUGUGAAAUUGUAUCAUCAGCUCUGCAAUCCUCAGACUCUGUCCUGAGAGAGCUGGAUCUGAGUAACAAUGACCUGCAGGACUCAGGAGUGAAGCUGCUCUCUGAUGGACUGAAGAGUCCAAACUGUCAGCUGCAGAUACUGAGGUUGUCAGGCUGUAUGGUGACAGAGGAAGGCUGUGAUUUGUCUUCAGCUCUGAGUUCAAAUCCCUCACACCUGAGAGAGCUGGAUCUGAGCUACAAUCACCCAGGACCAUCAGGAGUCCACCUGCUCAAACACAAACUGGAGGAUACAAACUGCUCACUGAAGAUACUCAAUUUUGACCAUGGAUACCCUUUGAGAAUCAUACCAGGACUGAGAAAAUAUGCCUGUCAUCUCACACUGGAUCCAAGCACAGCACACACUCAACUCAUCCUGUCUGAAGACUACACAAAAACAACAUAUGUGAAAGGUCAUCAACCGUAUCCUGAUCAUCCAGACAGAUUUGAUGAUCGGGAGCAGAUCCUGUGUAAAGAGAGACUGACUGGGCGCUGUUACUGGGAGGUUAAAUGGGAAGGCUCAGGUAAUGUAGCGAUUACAUAUAAAGAAAUCAGCAGGAAAGGUGGGAUUGACUGUUCGUUUGGAUUCAAUGAAAAGUCCUGGAGUAUGUAUUGUUCUGAUAUGAAUUAUACUGUCUGGUACAAUAAAAACGGCACUGAUGUAUUUGGCCCUUCAGCUCGCUCUAAUAGAGUAGGAGUGUAUGUAGAUGUGUCGGCUGGCAUUCUGUCCUUCUACAGUGUCUCUGACACAGACACACUCACACACAUAUACACAUUCAACACCACAUUCACUGAACCCCUCUAUGCUGGAUUUGGGGUUUAUCCUGAAUCUUCAGUGUCUUUGUGUCAGAUUUAACAACUCCUUGUGAAGAACCACAGACACAUACAGAAGUCCAUUUCCACAUCAGAGAAAAACAAUUAAAAGGUAUUUGCAAUUGUAUAUCUUGCAUUGUCAACUUUCUCUCUCACAAUUAUGACAUCAAUAGUCACAAUUGCAAGACAUAAAGCUGCAAAUGUAAGCUGUAGUCACAUUGUAAUGUAUGAAGUUGUGUUGUGAGAUGAAGUCAGAUUGCAAUAUAAAGUUUCAGUUAUGACAGUACAGUACAGUACAGAAAAAAAUGUCAAAUUAUGAGUUACAAGGUCACAACUGCAUGAAAAUGAAUGAAUAAAAUGAUAUAUGUACAGUACACAUGGAUAUUAAUAGUCAUCAGUUAAAUAUAGAGCACUAGGCUGUGAGUUUGAAGUUGUUGGAAUUUCUGGGUUGUGUUUUACUAAAAACUGUGAGAAAAAAAAAAGUUGUGUUCAGUGCAUUAGGUUCCCCUUCAUCAAGCUCUAGAGGACAACUUCCAUAAGUGCAACUAAAAGAAAAACUGUGAAGAUUCACAAUUGUAUCACAGACUCACACUUUUUGUUUGACAGGAGAGACAAUGUUAAUAAAGUGUCAUAUGAGGAAAUAGAGCUGUUUAUUUAUAACAAAUAAAAUUUGAAAACUUUUUAA